Molecule: messenger RNA, 1295 nt
Organism: Sitophilus oryzae (rice weevil)
Lineage: Eukaryota; Metazoa; Arthropoda; Insecta; Coleoptera; Curculionidae
Gene: Cpr66D
Product: altered inheritance of mitochondria protein 3
Exons: 9
Coding region: 231-1253 (340 amino acids)
Cellular component (GO): extracellular matrix
Source: RefSeq, a predicted model, not a curated record
GUCCCCUUUGCCCGGAAUAUUAUGCACGUCGAAAGUGUUUUCUGGCGAUCGCCGCAGAGUGGCGAGCACCGGAGCCGCCGAAGAAGGAGACCGCGAGUCUAUAUAAAGGCCCGCCAUCAUUUUCUAUUUUCUAUAGUCCGGUAGUGUGGUCGGUUAGUGUGCUUUAAUUAGUUCAGUUUACCCUCAGACCCUUGUUUUUUCGAGAUCGAACGUAAAAAAUUGAAACGAAAAUGAGGAAUUGUACAGCUCUGAUACCCCUGCUCAUGAGCUUGUUCUUCAACGUGAGGUGCUCGCCUGUAUCACAACCGGGAUACGAAAAUGCUCAAUACGUUCAAGCUCAAGCCAUACCAGUUGUACAGUACAAGCCUCAAGAGAUACACUUUAAAGCAGCACCUCAAGCCAGGCCGGUUUAUGAGCAAAGGGCAGAAGGUUUACAGUACUACUCGACGCAAGCGAAAUCGAUACAGGCUCCUGCUCAAAGGCCUGUCCAACAGGUCUUUGCACCAAGCAGUCAGGCCAGAUCUAUCCAGACUCCAGCCCAAGGAGGAGUACAUCAGUACUUUGUGCCCACACACCAGGGUCCAAGACAAUUAGAACCUACUGUAUACGACCAAGUAGUAUUGAAGCAACAGCAACAAGGUUUAGCAAGGAAAGCUCAACCGAGCCCACAGCCUGUUCCUCAAGCAUCCUACCGUCCUCAGGCAAUCAAAUAUGCCCAGCCAGCUCCUCAGCAACAGUACAGCCCAAGGUAUCAACAAGCUGAGGCAGCCAGCAAUGAAGCUGAAGAAAAAGAAGACGAAGGUGACUUUGAUCCCAAUCCUUCCUACCAGUUUGGUUUCGAUGUAAAGGACGACCAAUUUACCAACUACCAAACUCGUAAAGAAGAAAGAGAUGGAAAGAAGAUCACUGGUAGUUACUCUGUGGUUGACGCUGAUGGAUACAUCAGAACUGUAAAAUAUACUGCAGAUCCUAAAGAAGGUUUCAAAGCUGAGGUAUCCAGAGAGCCAACUGAUAUCGUAGUCAGAAUACCCAAACCCGAGCCACAAUAUCAAGCCCUUCCUAAACAACAAGUUCAGCAACAACAGUACCAACCUCAAUAUCAGCAACAAUAUCAGCCACAACACCAACAACAACAUCAACAACAACACCAACAACAACAACCAGCAAGACAGCCACAGUUGAUUAAGAUUGCUCCUGCUAGACAACAACACAAUACCAACGAUAAUACAAACGUCGUGUACAGAUACCAAUAAUUUUAGAUAUAUUUUAGCAAAACAACUGUAUUAUUUUUAUUU